CCUUGCCCCAUACACCACCUGGAAAGCUUUGCAGGGUGGCACCUGGCGCAUAGUGGGGACUAACUAGGUAACUUAAAAAAGUAAUUUCAAAAUUAAUUGAGGAUUUUAAGUUCUGCUCUUCUCUGAAUUCGAUGACUUCAAAAUCAGCAAGAACCUGUACUUCAAUUAGUCUUUCUGCAUUUUGUAAAUUUACCUUAACAGCUACCAAUAGUCAACUGUCAUAUUUUCAUUUACCACAUAGUACCUACAGUCAAUGUAUAAUUAUCAUUUUAUCAUUUCAGUUUAUUUUUCCAAGAAAAUCUUCAUCACUUAGUAAUAUCAAAAAUUUUUGCAGCAUACAAUCUCCACAAUUAAAGAGAGUAAACUCUUUAGCUGAAUUGAAGAAGGAGGGGACCACAGCUCUGUUAGAGAUUAAGGAUGAUGUGCAAAGCAGUAUAAGAGAGGUGAUGUUUCAGAAAGCAAAGGAGUUGGAACGUCGUGGGAUAAUUGAGCAAAACGCAACUGAGGAAGUCACUUCUGCAAAAGAAAAUAUAGAUACCAUCUUAGACACCAUUCAGGACAAUCACAGCCUAAGAGAUCUGUCUGUUUCUCUCAUUGAAGCAUCUAGAAAAGCUGGCAUCAGUUACAUUGUUUAUCCCAAGAAAAAGAAGCUGAAAUGGAAGAAAGGACAGAAAUUCACUAAACUUCCAUUUGUGUUGGAUGCAUUAUCCAAGCCUCCAAAUAUUCUAAAAAGGGCAAUGUCUCAUGAAAUCCUUCCUGGACAGAAGAAAUAUUUGCUCAGAGUUCCAUUGUAUGAACGUCAAAUACGAUGUCCCAGCGUACCUUCAUUGUUAAAUUUUGACAAAUUUGCCCAAACUAUGGGAGGGAUUCCAGAAAAUAAUGACCCUCGAACAUGGGUUCUUGAUAUAUUCUCUAAGCAUAAACCUCAGAAGACAACCACAAAAGAGAAAGUUGCUAGUACACGUGUUCAGAAAGACUUGUCUAAUGAAGUGAAAGAACUACCAAAACUAGAACUAAGUGAUUCUGUGAAGUGUGAUCUUUCUCCAGAGGUCAUUAAACAUUUUGAAUCUGAAGUGGAGAUCUUGACUGAAGAAAUAAAUAAUAAGAAAGUAUAUCCUGCAUUUCCAUAUUGUAGGCGUGGAGCUCUGUACAGGAAACUGGGAAAAUUACAGAGUGCCAUGAAUGAUCUACAGGAAGCUAUACUCUUGGAACCAUUGUUUCUCAAUGCCUUUUGGCACCGACAUCUCAUUUAUCUUUUCCAAGACAAAAUUAAUGAAGCUUUGGAUGACUUGAAUUAUAUAAAUAAAUAUAAUAAAAAUAAUGCAGAGGCAUAUUUGUCCAAGGCAGAAAUUUACAGGAAAAAGAAAGAUAUCACUCUGGCAAUUCUAAACUAUACCCAGGCAAUUAAGUGCAAGCCCACGGAUGCUGACAUAUAUUUCAGGAGGGGUGAGAUGUAUGAAAUAACAAACAGAGUGCUGGCCAUGGAUGACUUCGCAAAAUGCAUUUUGUAUGAUCCCACAAGAACAGAUGCAUUAUUGAAGCGUGGAAUGUUUUACUAUGAAAAUGAAAGCUGGAAUUCAGCCAUCCAGGAUUUUACAGCCUUGUUAGAUAGACAGCCCAAAAAUUCUCAAGCAAGGACAUACCGAGGGAGAGCAUAUUUUAAACGACAUCUUUAUAAGCAAGCAACUCAAGACCUUUCUGUUGCAAUUCACUUAGAUCCUAAUAACUGGUUAGCACUGUAUUAUAGAGCCUGCUUAUUUAGAAAGAGUAACCCUUUUAGAGCACUCCAGGACUACAGUGUUUCAGCUCUCAUAAAUGAUGGCUAUGAGAAUUUUGGUUGUUUUCUACAUCGGGGCAUACUCUAUGCAGAUCUAAAACACUGGUUGCUGGCAAUUAAUGACUUUGAAACUGUUAUUUCUCUGGAAAGAACUAUUACUUUGGCUUAUAUAAACAUUGGUCUCAUACACCUGCUACACUUGAAUAACUACACUGAAGCCAUUUGGUAUUUUUCUGAGGCUCUUAAAUAUGAUCCUUCAUGCAUUCAAAGCUAUAUUUGUCGUGCAGAAACUUAUCAUAAGGUGCAUAAACUGAAAAAGGCAGUAAGAGAGUUGUCUCGUGCUAUCCACCUUCAUCCAGAUGGAAUCCAAUUGUAUAUAAUAAGAGGACAGUAUCUUCUUAAGAUGAAAUGUUAUGAUCUUGCAAAGUUCACUAUUUAUCAAGUAGCAGAAAUGAACAAAGGCGUCAUUGAUUUGAGUCCUAUACAGCAAGCUCUCAUUUACUCUUUUUGUGAAAACCAUGAUGAGGCCAUUCAGGUCUUGGACCGGGUUACUUUGACCAAGCCCGAUGUUGCCAUGUACACUCUAUUAGCGAAAGCCCAAAUGAAGGCCAAGAGAAACAAGGAAGCUGUGAGAAUGUUUAAAAAGGCGUUGGAUGCCUUUGCUCAUUCCAAUAAAGGACCAAAUUCCUUAGAGGCUUCAGUAGACUGUCUGUAUAACUUGGGUCUUUGUUACAUGGAUGAAGGCAACUUACAAAUGGCUUUUGAUUCUUUUACAAAAGCUGUGAAAACAAAUCCUAAUUUUGCAGAAGGCUUUUAUCAGCGUGGGCUUUGUAAAGUGAAACUCCACAAGGAUAGCUCGAUCCUGGAUUUUAAUCAUGCAAUUACCCUCGAUCCAAAAUAUUAUGAGGCAUACUUGAGCCGAGUAGCCUUUUAUGGUUUGAAAGGCAGAUACUCCAAAGCAAUCUUGAAUUGUAAUGAGGCCAUCAAAAUAUAUCCUCAUAGUGUGCGAGCUUAUGUCUACAGAGGUGUUCUGAAAUACCACAACAAGACUUACAAGCUAGCGAUUAUAGAUUUAACUACAGCUAUCAACAUGGACAAAAACUGUUAUAUAGCAUUUUAUAACAGAGCAUUGUGUUAUACCAAGAUAGGUGAACUUCAAAUGGCAUUAACAGAUUAUGGAAUUGUGCUGCUACUUGAUGCUGGAGAAACUGUGACAUUAAAUACCUUCAUUAAUCGUGGACUCGUCUAUGUAGAACUAGAGCAGUACAGUUUUGCAUUAGAGGAUUUUAAACAAGCUGCAUUGCUGACCAAGACGGACGUGAGCCUUUGUCAGGCGACUGCCAUGUGCCAUCACAGAAGCAAAGAGUUUGAAGAAGCUGUCAAUUUCUUCACCUGGGCUCUUAAAAUUGAUCCUUGUUUUGUGGAUGCUUACGUUGGACGGGGAAAUUCUUACAUGGAAUAUGGUCACAAUGAAGGCAUCAAACAAGCACAGAAGGACUUUCUGAGAGCACUGCAUUUCAAUCCAACAUCUACAAAAGCCAGAAUUAGUUUAGGCUAUAACUUGCAGACCCAAGAAAAAUUCCAGAAAGCUUGGAACCACUUUACCAUUGCCAUAGAAGUCGAUCCAAAGAGCUACCUAGCCUAUGAGGGAAGGGCUGUGGUCUGUCUUCAGAUGGGCAGUCAUUUUGCUGCAUUUCAGGAUAUUAAUACUGCCAUAAAGCUCAAUACUACGGCAGAAUUCUUAACAAACCGUGGUGUGAUUCACGAGUUUAUGGGUCAGCAACAAAAUGCAAUGAAAGACUAUCAAGCAGCGAUUUCUUUAAAACCCACAUACUCACUGGCCUACUUUAAUGCAGGAAAUAUCUACUUUCACCACAGGCAGUUUUCCCAGGCCAGUGACUAUUUCUCAAAGGCUUUGAAGUAUGAUCCAGAAAAUGAAUGUGCCACCAUGAAUCGAGCUAUUGCAAAUACAUUAUUAAAGAAGUAUGAAGAAGCAAAAGAAGAUUUUGCAAAUGUAGUUGAAAGCUGUCCCUUUUGGGCUGCAGUGUAUUUUAACAGAGCACAGUUCUACUGUUGUUUAAAGCAAUAUGAAUUAGCUGAGAAAGACCUAAGUAAAGCUCUGUCUUUGAAGCCUAAUGAUGCUCUGAUAUACGAUCUUAGAGCAGAAGUUCGUGGUAAAAUAGGUGUGAUUAAGGAAGCUAUGGCUGACUAUAACCAAGCCCUUGAUCUUCAAGAAUAUGCCCAGUGAUAUGGCUACAUAGACUGUGGUUUCUGCAGCAGCUCACACAACUGUUAAACCAGAAAUUGAAGUGUAUUUAUUGUUUAAAACAAAGGUUGCACUAUCUUCAUUAUUGUAUUCAUUAUGUUUAGUCUUCUAAUACAACCCUUUAAUGCAUUUUAACAACACUUAUAUUACUAAAAUUUUAAAACAUUUAGAUCAUUUCAUGUGUAUUUGAAACAACUCAAUAAUUGAAUUUCUUCAUGGGGCGCAGAAUGUAAAUGAGACUGUUUCUUAAGGAAUAUUAAUACUUCAAGUAUGUUCUUUAAAGUGAAAUAAUUCCUUUUGAAAUAAUACUGCAUAAUUGUAAAAACCUCAGCCUUUUUGCCAGUAUCUACUCAUAAUGUAUUCAACAGUAUCCAACUUAAAAAAAAUAAAUA
This is a messenger RNA of Phyllostomus discolor (pale spear-nosed bat), 4435 nucleotides long. RefSeq lists its product as uncharacterized. The coding region runs from base 132 to 4025 and encodes 1297 amino acids. NCBI's taxonomy places the organism in Eukaryota, Metazoa, Chordata, Mammalia, Chiroptera, Phyllostomidae. The transcript is spliced from 23 exons. Gene Ontology annotation, molecular function: protein binding. The record is from RefSeq and is a predicted model, not a curated record.